Messenger RNA from Haemorhous mexicanus (house finch), 8328 nucleotides. It is a transcript of the gene C4H4orf54, whose product is annotated as chromosome 4 C4orf54 homolog. The coding region runs from base 1 to 4731 and encodes 1576 amino acids. The record is from RefSeq and is a predicted model, not a curated record. The transcript is spliced from 2 exons. Lineage: Eukaryota; Metazoa; Chordata; Aves; Passeriformes; Fringillidae.
AUGUGCAGGGCCAGCUCUCCCGCGGUGGCCGGACCGGCUGCCCUGUGCCGCGGGGGGCUGCGGGGGGAGCUGAGCCCGGCCCGACCCCUCCGCCCCCCGGCGGCGCUGCCCGCCCGGGCCGGGAGCCGGCGCGCCGGGCGGAGGAGGGGACGAGAGGAGGGGAGGGGAGGGCAAGAAGGGGAUGGGAGGGCAGGGCGUGGGCGGCCGCUGCCCCCCCGUCCCCGCCGGCACGUGCCUGCCCGCCCCCGCGGGCCACUGCCGCGCCCCGACGGCCCCGGCAUGGACGCGCCCGGCCAGCGGCCCGCCAGCCCCCGAGCCGGCCCGGAGGGCGCGGCGGCGGAACGGGACCCGAGCACAAACCCGAGCCCGAACUCCGGCCCGGAGGCGUCCAUCCAGGAGGAGAGGGAGGCGGCGUACGUGGAGAUCCGCGGCUCGCCGCAGGGGCCGGAGGAGAGCCGCCAGAAGCUCGAACUGGCCCAGGCCGGCGGCGCGGAGGGAGCGUCCGGUCCCGCACCGGACAGCGGAGCCGGUGGGACCGGGGAUGGCGACUCGGCGAGCGGCGGUCCCCCGGGGGAGGAAGUGGGGCCAGCAUCCUCGGACCACGGGGAGGAUCGCCCUCCUUCCCCGGCGGCGGCGGAAUGCGGCGCUGACACCGGCCCCGGCUCCGUGGAAGCGGCGGGGAGCGGCGGGACGCCGGAGGCGGGGGGCUGCCCGGAGUCCUCCUCCUCCUCCUCCUCCUCCUCCUGCCCUUCGCCCGUGACCAAGGCGGGGGACUUUACAGUAAUGGGCGACCCAGUGUCGACGGAGGGCAAAACCUCCUCGUCGUCCUUCGGCUACGAAAGCGAAGUGGAGGAUGAGGUCGCGGGGCGCAAGACGACUCCCCCCGGCGCCCCCCCGGGCUCCCUUCCCGGCGGCGGCCGCGACGAGGCGCACUAUAUCAGCACGCAGGAGAUCCAGCUCAGCGAGGUGGACCACGACAUGGACUUCGACGCGGGGCUGGCCGCCCGCUGGGACUUCGAGGAUAACAACGUGAUCUACUCCUUCGUUGACUACGCCUCCUUCGGGAGCGACGAGACCCCGGGGGACACGCUGACGGAGGAGGAGGAGAAUAGCUGCUACCUUAGCACGACCACCAGCGACCCCAACAACCAGACCGACAGCAUCGACAACACCAGCAGCACCGAGAUCGUCAGCCUUACCUCCGAACACGACACCCCCAGCGCGGACAAGCGCGCCAGCUCGGGGGAAAGCCGGUCCAAGCAGCCCGGCCGCACCGGCGGGAGCCCGGGCGCCCAGCUUCUCCUAUCAAUCAAAGCCGCUUCCCGGGCUAUAAAUGAGUCUAGCAACGUGCACGGAAAGCAAAACACUGUUUACGCUGCCAAGCAUGAAGGCGACAUGAGUCUCCGUGUCGCCGCGGCUCCCGACCGCAGUGCGAGUUUAAAACAGGAUGCGGUCCGCGACCACGCGAAAAAGUUCAUCGCGGUGCCCGCGCGGCUGCAGACGCGGUGCGGGGCCGCCAGGGCAGGGGAGCACUCGAGCGGCGCCUCCAGCGCCGUCAGCGAGCUGGACGAUGCCGACAAAGAGGUGCGAAACCUUACGGCCAGGGCUUUCCGCAGCCUGGCGUACCCCUAUUUCGACACCCUGCGCCCCGGCUCCCGCGCCUCCUCCGCCUCCCUGUCCGACAAUGCCCUGGGCAUCAACCGCUGGUCCACCUACCUGGACCUCAAGUGCGGCAGUCUGGGGCCGAGAGCCGAGCCCAGCCUGCUGCGCUCCGGCCGCUCGCAGACCAAAGCCCUCGAGUUCGUGGUCAGCAAGCUCGACGGGGAGAUCGCCCACGUCGAAACGCCGCGGCGGCUGCGGGCGGGCUCCCAGGUGGUGACCCUGCUGGACCUCGGCGAUGCCGCCGAGGCUGGGGAGCCGCCGGCGGCGGAGGGCGGCGGGAAGGGCUCCAGCAAGAAGUCCAGGUUCGCCUCCAGCCUCCUCAAAAACGUCAUCUCCAAGAAGAUGCAGCUGGAGCACGAGUUCAAGAUGGAGCGGGGCGAGAUCACCGACACCUCCUACACCGGGCCGGGCGCGGGCCGGGAGCCUGAACCCACCGGCGGCAGCGCCGGCCGGGAGCGGCAUCGGGAGGGUGGCGUGCAGCGGCAGAACUCCCGGCACUCGGAGGGCGGCUCGGACUGCACCGCGGCGCCGGCGGAGGAUGCGGGCGAGGGCGGCGGGGGCCGCUCUCCGGCCUCCAAGGCGUCGACGCCCCGCGAGGGGAACCGCAGCCUGGACCGGGCGCUGUCGGAGGAGCUGUGCGAGGUGAAGCGUAGCGCCUCGGAGGCCAUCAAGGCCACCUUCCUCCGCAGCCAGAACAGCGCCUUCAGGUCCUGGAAGGAGCGGGAGGCGGAAAGGAAGGAGGAGAGGGCGCCCGUCGGCAAGCUGAAACUUUCUCCCAAGAACGACUGGCGAGCCGACCUGGGUGAGAUCUCUGCCGGCAAGUCCACCAAGAUGUCCCGCCUGUUCGUCCCCGCCAUUCAGCACACCCCUCGGGAGAAGGAUCCCGGCAAGAGGGCGACCAAGUGCUCCGCCGCGGCCGCCGCCGUGUCCUCGGCCGCCGCCGGAGCUGCCGCCACCUCGCCCCCCGCCGCCAAGCCCAAAGCCCCCGAGAUCAAGAUCAGCCUGGGCAGCGUGCAGCAGCCCCGGGACGCCGCUUUCAGCAUCGCCCAGCUGCUGACGCCGCAGAUCGCAGGCCGGCCGCCGGAGGAGGGCAGGGGGCAGCCGCUCAAGCCUCUCAAGGCCGGCGACGGCACAGACAAAGUGCCGCAGUUCCUGGUGCGCGACGUGAGAGACAGCAAGUACAGAGCCCAGGGGAUCCUCCACCAGGUGCGGGACGUGCGGAAGCUCAUCAAAAGCUCCUACAGCGCUGACUCGGGAGAUAACAGCAGUGACAAGGGCAGCGGCGCCUCCGAGCAAGGCGGCCCGGAGCAGAAGCCCCGGCAGCAGCUGGUCAUCGCCGGUGUGCCCCGGUCGCUCUCCCCCGUGGUCAUCACCUGCCAGGCGGUCGGCCACACCGGCACCAAGCCCACCGAGGCGGGGGCCAAGGCGGCGGGCAGGGCGCCCGCCUGCCCCCCGGAGGGCACCGUGCUGGUGCACCGCACCUCGGGCAGGCUGCCAGUGGCCACCAUCGCCCCCAACAAGAGCGAUGCUCGCCAGCCGGCUGUGCUCAAGAUAGUUUCCAAAUCCUCCGCGCCCUGGCGACACCAGCCGCCGCCGCCGCCGCCGCCCCCCGAGAGGGGCCGGGGACCGGAGGAGGACCCGCGGGAGGAGAGCAAGGCAGCGCCGGUGCAGAACGCGCUGGAGAAGCUGACGGCGGCGGUGCGGAGCAUGGAGGAACUCUACAGCUUCAACAAGCGCGAGUGGAAGCGCAAGAGCGACCCUCUGCCCAUCACCGACAGCCACGUCCUCUCCCUUAUCGCCAGCCAGGAGCGGGGCGCCGGCUCCCGACCCGCCGCCGCUGCCGCUCCGCCCCCGCCGCAGCCGGCGGACAAGGUGGAGGAGCCGUCGGGCAAGGGGCCGAGCAGCGAGCGGCUGCCCCGCCGCCCCUCCAACAGCGCCGCCGACAAGGUCUCGGCCAAGGCUGCCGCCUUCGAGAGCCUGGCCCGGCAGCGGCAGCGCGGCCCGCCGCCGCCCCGCGCCGAGCCCUCGGCCGCCCCCCGCGCCCUCCUCACGCUGCGCGGGGCGGGCGGAGCCGCAGCCCCCGCGCCGGCCAAGCUCCCCCCCGAGGGCGGCCCGCGGGGCCCGGCACCGCCGCGCUCCCCUCGGCCGCCCGCGGGCGGCGGCGGCGGCGAUGCGGAGCGCGGCCCCGACUGCGGGAACUAUCUGUCGCUGCCGCUGAAGGCGGCCGCCGAGCCCGGCUCCCCCGCGUCCGCGGGGGCCACGGAGGGCGGCGGCGUCCGCCCCAGCCCGGUGUCGGCGUCAGCGGCGGCGGCGGCGCUGUGCGGCCCGCAGCCUUUUGGCGCUGCCAAGCGCCCCGGCAGCCCCAGACCGCCGCCCGGACCCCCGCCCGCCGAGGAGCCCCCCGCCGCCGCCCCGCCGCCCGCCGAGGGUCCGGCCGCCGCCCUGUACCGCCCGCCGCUGCCCUUCGCCGCCCUGCCCGGCGCCGCGCCGCCGCCGCUGCUCUGCUUCUCGCCCUCCGUGCCCGCCGCGACCACAGCGGCCGAGCCCUUCCCGCAGACGCAGCGCAAGGUGCUGCUGGACGUGAGCACCGGGCAGUACUACCUGGUGGACACGCCCGUGCAGCAGCCCCUCAAGCGGCGCCUCUUCGACCCCGAGACCGGGCAGUACGUGGAGGUGCCGGUGCCCCAGCAGCCGGCCGUGGCUCCCGUCCCGCUGCCUCUCUCGCCCCUUGCCCUCAAUGCCGGUGCCUAUGGCGCCACGUACAUGCUCUACCCCGGGCUCCUGCCCGCCGCCACCGUGCUGCCCGCCGGCGCCCUGCAGCGCCCGCUGUCCCACUCGGGCAGCGAUGGCAGCGCCCCCGCAGAGCCUGGCAGCCCCGCCGCGCCAGAGGCAGCUUUUGCCGAGAGCCCCUACUACGUGGCCACCAGCAAGGGCCCGCCGCCGCCGCGGCACGGGGCGGCCGAGGCGAAGCCGGUCAUCAGCAUCACAGCGCCGGCCACCGGCCCGCGGAUCGUCGCGCCGCCCUCCUUCGACGGCACCACCAUGCGCUUCGUGGUGGAGCACCGGUGAAGAGCGCGGGGAUAAGGAAGAAGAAUUAUGCUUCUUUAAUUUGAAAUACACUUGGUAACUGUUCAACAUUAAUCCUAAAAACUGCUUCUACGGUUUUCUCAAUUUUUUUGCUUCAUCAUACAAAACAAGCAUGUAAGUUUCUUGUUUUCUUCUAAAUGCCCCCCUGUUUUGGAGUAUGCCUACAUUUAAUUAUGUGAGCAGCACUAAAUUACUGCAUUAGUUUGUGCAAAGUUCUUUUUGUACUGAAGCUGAUCUGCAGGCUUUAGGUAUUGCCUCUGUGCUGGUAGCUAAUGGCAGUGAUGCCACUGCAGCUGUUUGUAGAAUGCAGGGUGUAAAUGCAGCAGUGUUUCAGUGUGGAUCACCACACAGCUUCAUUCAGGUCCCUGGAAUGUGUUGUGAUGAUCCAGUGCAGCCCUGCAGCUCUUCAAAAACGAAACAAAGCCCUCAGCUCUCUCCUGUUGCAGUAAACGAGGGUCUUCCAUAUAGGUUUUAGUCACAAUUUGCAAUCAGAUGUUUUUUUGUACUCUCUACUUCUCACUUGGAAUUGCAAAGGAAGAGAGCUGUAGUGUUAAAUUAAUCUUUAGUGUUAAUUUUUUGCCAUGGUUCAAAACAAACUGUGUAAAUGUCAGAAAACACAUUUGAUUGCUUUCAUUUUUUGUUUGCUCCUCUGUACUAUGUUGAAUAUCACAAGUUGCCUUAAUUAGGACAGCGUUUAAAUACUGGGAAACCAGAAAUUGAAUGUAAUAUUUUUAAAUCCUGGUUCUAAAGGAGAGAACAGCAUUUAUUUUCCUUUAAGACUGCAGUCUAUUCUUCCUUAAAUUGCAGCAUUGUUGAAAACAUAAUCCUAGUCACAGCCCUGUGAGAAUAAUUUUUAAAUGUUACAGCCUCAGUACUAUGCAGUUGUUUCUUUAGCUGUUUGACAGGUUUAUCUGAGGGCUACAAUUACAAUUUGCUAAGAAAAUAUUUACCUUUUGAACAAAAAUAUAUACAAUAAGGUUCCUGACAGUGCAGUGAUUCAUAUGUCCAACUCUGCUCAAACUGAUUGUUUCAUUACCAGCAACUAGUUUGUCUCAGCAAAAGAGAAUUGUUAUUAUGACACCCAAACUAAAUUCAAUAAUCUGUUCCCUGCCCAAAAUUCUGGCUAAGUGAAGCACUUUGGGAAACAAAUAAAUAUAAGACCAAACCUGAAUUAUAUAACAUAAAGCUUUCUUGAGGUAACAAGUUAGAAUUUUAAAGCCUAAAUGCAAAUCCCAAAAGCCUUUAUUUAAGCAUUUGCCCACAGGCAGGAUUUUUCUCCACCUCUUCUCAAGGCUUCCUGCAGCUAGGAAAGUUCCAGUGUUUCCCAUUUUUAAAAUAAACCCUGGGUUUUCAUUUUCCUGAGUAACUCAGGAGGUACAGAAAACUCAGGCAGAACUGUCUUUAACCAUAUGUGUGAGAUUGUAUUUCAAUGCAAUUUAUUUGUUUACAGGCACAAAUUGUAAUUGCCCUGAGGAUGAAAUGCACCACAAGCGUGCAGUGAUUUCUCAUGUGCCUUCUCACUCAUUUUCAUCAUUGUGGAAAUCCAGUGAAUAUUCUAACCCUGGAAUUGGGGCUGACUGCCUCUUAAAGGAGAUGAAUGCUUCUCCCCCUAUCUCAUGACUGAUAGGUCCGUAGGUGUUGUGCUUAGAGUAUCAGUGCUAAACAGAACAGUACUUGGGACUGCAGGACAGUGCAGGUACCAGAGUGGCUGGUUCCCUGUGACAUACACAUGUGCAGAAUGUUCAGUAUAAUACUAGCAUCCCUGUUCCACAAUGGUCCUGUCCUACCUUUUCCUGUCUCGGUGCUCGGAGCGGAGUUUCCCGUUGCAGUUUACAAGGUAUAGGUUUGCACACACAACCUCAGGUUUACAGUUUCACCCGGUGUACUUGAAAGGAAAAAAAAAAAAAUUGCAUGGAAAACAACUGCCCAGGAUUUCAACAUGUAUUUGUUGGAGGUAAAUUUUGCAGGGUUUUUUUUUUUUUUUUCACUGCCUGUGGAGAUGAAAGCAAUGAAAUGAGGGAAUACCAACAGCUAUUUAUUUUCUCAGGGGAGUUUACUUCAGUGGAAUGUGUCAAUCCUAUUGUCAAACAGUGUUUACUUGAUUUUGUCUAUUACUAAAAAGACUUCUUGUUUGCAUCAAGGGGUCAGUUUUGCAAGGUGCUCCGCUUUGCUAACCCAGCAAAGCCUUCACAUGCAUCUCCAACUUCAGAUACUUAAGCAGCUUCCUGGGGACUUCAGUGGAAGGAUUUUUUUUCCUUCACCCAUCUAUGCAAAGCUUUGCUGAACUCAUCCCAGAGUGCUGAAUGCCUUGCAGACCUGAGCACCAGGUUCUUCACUUUACAGAACCCGAUCUCUGGGCUUGAGUCAAGCCGGACCCAGCAGAUAAUGCCACAAAAGGUCACCAGAAAAAAGCUCUGGUAAUAAGGUGCUCCUCCAUGUAUACCCAGUGGUGAAUUUCUCCAGUGGAUGGGGUGAUGUGUAACCACAUAUCUUGGAUUAGAGUCAAGCCCUCCAUGUGAGGGCUCACAAGCUGCUAGUAUUAUAUGUUUCACGGUGCAGUCAUAGUAUGUUACAGCUGAAAUUCACCCCAUGUGCAAAGCAGGGCAAAAUCCUGUGCACCACUCAAGUUCCCUCCCAGCCCUGCUGUCAGGGUUUUGAGGGUGCACCAGUCAACUCUCCAAGCAUUUUAGGUCAGGAUCCAAUUAAAAGUUUGAGCGGGACUGGAGUGAUGCACCAGAAUGUUGUUCUGGUCUUUUGCAACAGGGUUGGUUUCACUCAGUAUCAAAUUUAGCCCUUGGUGAAUCAACUGGUGAAUGAUUUGAAAUGUAUUUAUGGGUUGUGUGGGGUGUUUUUCCCCCUUGUCUGUAUUCAAUGCUACCUUUAUUCUUUAGUGUUGAUGGCCAAAGUGUCAUUCCUUAUGCUUAUAUAUUGCCAUUAACUUGUGGCUACCUGAGAACACAUACUUCAAAAAUGCUUGUGCUUUUUUUUCACCUAUUUCUUUUUUUUUUUAUUUCUUCUUUAUUUUCCUCCCCCGCCCCCUGCCCCUUUCUUUUUCCUCUCUCACUUUUAAAGGGGCGAGUUAGUUAUUGGUGUAAAGAUAUUUAAAAGUGCAAAUGUGAAGCAAGAAUAAUGAUUGCUUAGAGGAUGUGGGUGGUAUGUGUGAUGAGAGAGGGGUGGGCUGUAAGACAGAGGGGAAAACGCCGUGAACACAUCGUGUUGAUGACUGUUGCCUGUGGAGAAAGAAUUGAGAAACAGAAGAUGUUUAACUGGAGAGAAAUGGACUCUUUGAGCUGCUCUCAAUGGAGACAACACUGUGGCAAGUGUGUAGCUGAAACCCAAAGUGAUCCCACUGCAGGGUGCCGUGGGCCUGGGAUUGAAGGACAGCGGCGUCGCUCUGGGAAUGGCACAGCGGGAACACUGCGGAGCGUCACAGCCACGUGAGAACAGAGUGUCUGAAACUGCCAAGUACCAAAGUUUGUAACUGAAUGAGUUGGCAUUUGUAUUAUGUUGGGGUUUGUUUUUGUUUUUGUUUUUUCUCUUGAAUGUUAUGACAAAUAAAAUGUAUUUUUCAGUAAAAGA